Phalaenopsis equestris is the source of this 807-nucleotide messenger RNA. Its product is annotated as protein DETOXIFICATION 39-like. Bases 91 to 540 code for a protein of 149 amino acids. Gene Ontology annotation, molecular function: xenobiotic transmembrane transporter activity; antiporter activity. The transcript has 4 exons. The record is from RefSeq and is a predicted model, not a curated record. Gene Ontology annotation, biological process: transmembrane transport. Gene Ontology annotation, cellular component: membrane. NCBI's taxonomy places the organism in Eukaryota, Viridiplantae, Streptophyta, Magnoliopsida, Asparagales, Orchidaceae.
CAUGUCAUUUACUUUAGUGUGCGUGUGAGCAAUGAACUUGGAGCGGGAAAUCCAAAAUCUGCAGCAUUUUCAGUAUUAGUGGUGACAAUAAUGUCCUUCAUCAUAUCACUCAUUAUUGUGGUAAUCAUCCUUUGCUCUCGCGACUAUAUUAGCUAUAUAUUCACCGAAGGUGAAACGGUGGCUAAAGCCGUCUCUGAUCUCUGCCCUUUACUUGCCAUCACCAUCGUCCUCAAUGGCAUCCAACCAGUUCUAUCAGGUGUGGCUGUUGGGUGUGGAUGGCAAGCCUUUGUUGCCUACGUUAAUGUUGGCUGCUAUUAUAUUGUUGGCAUACCUGCUGGUGUUGUUCUUGGUUUCGAUUUUGGCUUUGGCCUUGGAGCAAAGGGAAUUUGGUCAGGUAUGAUUAGCGGAACUUUCAUGCAAACUCUCAUUCUUCUUUGGGUCACUUUCCGAACCAAUUGGAGUGAAGAGGUUGAAAAAGCCCAGCAAAGGUUGGAGGCAUGGGAUGAUAAGAAGAAACCUCUACUUGCGAACCAAAGCUGAAAAACUUGGCCCAAGGAGCAGCUUUGCAAGUUGGCGAAUCAUAAUAUCUCCGAGCAGGGCCCGUUACAUGUUUCAGAGCUUUGUGAUUGUAUGCAGGUGAAGAAAAUAAACAGAUGGAUGAGGAAUUGGGAUGAAGAUUUCUUAAAUUAUAAGUUGAAAGAGGUCUUAGGGAGGGUAGUCUGAUAGAAUUUUAUUUUUAGCAUUUAUUGAAGGUGUAUUUAGCAUUUUUAUUUGCGCAUGAAUGAGGAAGACAGAAAGGUUGCAUGA